This is a messenger RNA of Onthophagus taurus, 1502 nucleotides long. RefSeq names its product Septin 1 (gene Septin1). NCBI's taxonomy places the organism in Eukaryota, Metazoa, Arthropoda, Insecta, Coleoptera, Scarabaeidae. Gene Ontology annotation, biological process: cell division. Gene Ontology annotation, molecular function: GTP binding. The record is from RefSeq and is a predicted model, not a curated record.
GAAACCACGCCUUGUUGACAUACCAACUUUAUCCGUCACUCAGAUAAGGUUGGUAUGAUGCAUAAAUUCAAAAUGGUGCCCUGUCAUUAAAAGUGUUAACCAAAAAGUAAACAACCUUUAAAUUUCGCUUAAAAUUGAGUGAAAAUCGUUCCUAUUUCGUUAAAAUCCUAACGAUGUCCAACGACACGCUUAAAAACUUCCCCAAUUUAGAGACUCCGGGUUACGUCGGAUUCGCAAAUUUACCCAACCAAGUCCACCGCAAAUCGGUUAAAAAAGGAUUCGAAUUUACCUUAAUGGUCGUCGGAGAAUCCGGGUUGGGUAAAUCCACGUUGGUUAACGCUUUAUUCUUAACCGAUUUAUAUCCGGAGCGAGUUGUCCCCGACGCAAUCGAAAAAAGCAAACAAACGGUUAAAUUAGAACCCUCAACGGUCGAAAUAGAAGAACGAGGGGUUAAAUUACGCCUAACAGUGGUUGAUACCCCCGGAUUUGGAGACGCAAUCGACAACACAGAUUGUUUUACAGAAAUAAUUCGAUACAUCGAUGACCAAUUCGAGCGAUUUUUACGCGAUGAAUCCGGGUUAAAUCGCAAAAACAUCAUGGAUAAUCGUAUCCAUUGUUGUUUUUAUUUCAUUUCUCCAUUUGGGCAUGGUUUAAAACCUUUAGAUAUCGAAUUUAUGAAACAACUCCAUAACAAAGUCAAUAUAGUCCCGGUUAUUGCCAAAGCAGACGUUUUAACACGAAAAGAAAUGCAAAAAUUAAAAAAAACCGUUUUAGACGAAAUCGCCGCAAACGGAAUUCGAAUAUAUUCUUUACCAGAAUGUGAUUCGGACGAAGACGAAGAGUACAAAGAACAAGUUAAACAACUUAAACAAGCCGUACCAUUCGCUGUUUGUGGGGCUAAUACUUUGAUGGAGGUGCGAGGGAGGAAAGUUAGAGGGAGAUUAUAUCCGUGGGGGGUUGUUGAAGUUGAAAAUCCUGAACAUUGUGAUUUUAUUAAGUUGAGAACGAUGCUUAUUACGCAUAUGCAAGAUUUGCAAGAGAUUACUCAACAGGUUCAUUAUGAAAAUUAUCGUUCGGAGAGGUUGGCGAAAGGAAAUGCAGUCCCAAAACGCGCUACGAUUAUUGAAGAGAAAGUUGGUGGAACUGUAAACGAAAAAGACCGUAUUUUGCAGGAGAAAGAGGCAGAAUUAAAAAGAAUGCAAGAGAUGUUGGCUGCAAUGCAAGCUAAAAUGCAACAACACCAAUAAUCGGGGUUAAAAUAAGGAGAAAUAAGAUUAUUAAUGUGCUUUUUUUGCUCAAUUUAAAUUUUUUUUAUUCCUAUGACGAUUUCUGUUUCCUAUUUACUAUUUUUUUGUAUGAUUUUUUUUUAUAUUUCUCAUUUUGAAUCUCCUACCAUCAAAUCAUAUCAUUUUAUUAAUUGAUACAUAUAUGUGGAACAAAUAAAAGUGUUUGAGUAAAAAUAUAAAUGAAAAAAUGAUUUUUAUAUCAUUUUUUAGUUGAUA